UGUCGUCGCAGUGAAGGGGCGGGGCUUCAGUUCUGCAUUCGCUACAAAGAUGGCAACGUCCAUAGUGCUCAGCCUGGAUAACUUACCGUCUGAUCCCUUACUGCUGGUGCUGUCAUUUCUGGACUUCCGUGAUCUGAUAAGCUGCAGUUUUGUCAGUCGUCGACUCAGUGAGCUGACAGGCCAUAACCCUCUGUGGAAGAGACUUUGUCAGAAGCACUGGCUCCUUACAGAGGCAGACAAAACCCACAAAGGCCUAUCAUGGAGGGAGCUGUUUCGGGAAUAUUAUGCUGAUCUUGGCCGUUACAUUGACUAUUACAGCACUCUCAAGAAAGCCUGGGAUGACCUGAAGAACUACCUAAAUCAUAAAUGUCCCCGAAUGAUAGCUUCACUUAAAGAGGGAGUGAGGGAGGAAGAGCUAGACACCAUUGAGGCCCAGAUUGGUUGCAAGCUCCCUAAUGACUACCGUUGCUCCUAUAGGAUUCACAAUGGACAGAAACUGGUGGUCCCUGGGCUGAUGGGCAGCAUGGCUUUGUCCAAUCACUAUCGCUCAGAGGACCUGUUGGACAUUGAGACUGCAGCGGGGGGAUUUCAGCAGAGGAAGGGAAUGCGGCAGUGUCUUCCACUCACAUUUUGCUUCCACACCGGCCUCAGCCAGUACAUGGCCUUGGAGAGCACAGAGGGACGAACAUGCAGUGAGAUCUUCUAUCAGUGCCCGGAUCAACUGGCACAAGAUCCCUCAGCGAUUGAUGUGUUCAUUACGGGUCCUAAUUUUACUGAGUGGUUUACUUCCUAUGUUGACAAUGUUGUAACAGGAGAAUACCCCAUCAUUCGAGACCAGAUCUUCAGGUACGUUCAUGACAAGCGCUGUGUAGCAACCACUGGUGACAUCACCGUAUCAGUCUCUACCUCCUUCCUGCCAGAGCUCAGUUCAGUCCAUCCACCACACUUUUUCUUCACCUAUAGAAUCAGGAUUGAAAUGGCAAAGUCGGCCCUGCCAGAGAAUGCAUGCCAGCUAGACAGUCGGUACUGGAAGAUCACAAAUGCAAACGGAAAUGUGGAGGAGGUCCGUGGCCCUGGUGUUGUGGGUGAGUUUCCAGUGAUGACACCCGGUAAAGUUCACGAGUACGCCAGCUGCACCACGUUUUCCACCACCUCGGAGUUCAUGGAAGGCCACUACACAUUCCACCGGCUCAACAACAAAGAGGAAGUGUUUGACGUGUCAAUCCCACGCUUCCACAUGGUGUGCCCACCUUUCCGUGAAUCAACGGUGCGGUCGAGCUCAGUCAGUGAGGUGUCUGCUCCUUAUGAUGAUGAGAACUCAUCGGACACAGACGACUACGAGGAGGGAGAAAUGCGUGGCAUGAACAUGGCUGACCCAGGAGGACGCUGCCCUCGGCAUAUCUGAUGCACUUUUACAUGCCCCGGCCAACACCGGCCCACAGAUACUGACGCACAGACACUCUCACACAAACACGGGAGCGGGAGGACAAACAGAGCUUUUAGGCCUCCAUUGUUUAUUGUGCCGCGCUCUUGUGCCUGUCACCUCUUGAGCGUUUUCUCCAGUUUCUGAGGGCAUGUGUCUGGUUGUGGCAUAUCUGUGUCUCGUGUGAGAUCAUUGUACGAUUGUGUUCGAGUCUGCAAGUGUGUUGUGUGAUCGAGAGUGAGGGAGUUUAUUGAAUGUGUGUGAGAUUGACCUGCCAAGGUAGCUAAAGAAAUAGUUCAGCCCAAAAUUGACAUGUACUCCUCUUCGUUCCAAAACUGUAUGGAGUAUGGUCCUGUGGAACACAAAAGAAUAUUUGAGUUUAUUUUGUCCAUGCAGUGAAAGUCCAGUGUUGUUUUGGGCUUAUUGGUCAAAAACAGACAAGACAUGUUCGACAGAAGUAAGACAAUCAUUCAGGUUUGGGACGACAUGGUGACAGAUUAUUUUUGUUGAACUAUCCCUUUAAGUCCUUACAAUUACAGAGCACGAGGAGAAAUGAUGAUAUUACUAUUAGCAUAAAAGUACACACACACUGUAUCACUGUGUGUGUUUAUAUAUUUAUAGAUAUAUAGAUUGAAUAUGUAACAGAAAGGCUCAAAUAAAUAGAUAGCAUUAAUUUCCUCCACAAGGCCUCAGGUAUUGUGUAGCGUGUAUGAGCUUGUGUACAUGUUUGUUCUUGUGGUGUCUGUACUAAGGAUUUCGGGGACGAGCUGAGGUCCAGGUCUUGAGUAGUGAGAAAGAUUUGUUUAAAGAGGAGUAAAAAGCACAUGGUCCAAAACCAGCCAAACAUCAGCUAACCUGUUCAAGCAAUCAGUUAACCUUGGUUUUAUUUUAGUUGCUUGCUCUAGUUCUCUACUCGUUCAGAGGUGAUUUUGGCCUGUUUUUGAGAAACACUGGAUGGGGAUGUAAACUGAAGGUCAGCCAGAAUACACUGAUGUAGUGUAAAGGAUCUGUUUAGCUCUGGUUAUCUCAAGGGCUGGAGGUCACACAGACUGGUGUGUAUAACAAAAUAAGUUAAUUUUAUGAGACGUUUAUGGCAUUAUUGUGACUUUCCACAUUUUUUUUUCUUUAUAUCCUGUGCAAGACGUAAAUGAUCAGAAAAAGUCUUUGUCGUAAAGUUCAGUUUUUCCAAAGGAAAUCUAGGCAGACUUUAAGAAUUUUUCAGCUUUUUCCCUUCCCUUUCCCUUCCUAAUGGGGAUGAGCUAAUCUUGCCUAGAGAUAUGUACGAUUUUGAUUUUCAUGUUUAUGACUGCAGCUAUAUUGUCAUCUUUGUAAAAUAAUGCUGUGCAGUGAGAUUUUUCAACCGUUUGCUAUUAUGUUCUGUUUAGGCCUAUUGAAUCUCUCAGAUUAGUUGAUAACUUCUGUUUUUUAUUUUGUAUGUGUGGUUUUUUUUAUUUUUAUUUUUUUUAUUUGGAGUAAAUAAAAAAUUUAUGGUGUAUCAAUA
Messenger RNA from Carassius auratus (goldfish), 2924 nucleotides. It is a transcript of the gene fbxo3, whose product is annotated as F-box protein 3. Gene Ontology annotation, molecular function: protein binding. The transcript has 11 exons. Gene Ontology annotation, cellular component: cytoplasm. Bases 50 to 1405 code for a protein of 451 amino acids. The record is from RefSeq and is a predicted model, not a curated record. Lineage: Eukaryota; Metazoa; Chordata; Actinopteri; Cypriniformes; Cyprinidae.